Cololabis saira (Pacific saury) is the source of this 1490-nucleotide messenger RNA. RefSeq names its product zinc finger protein ZFP2-like. NCBI's taxonomy places the organism in Eukaryota, Metazoa, Chordata, Actinopteri, Beloniformes, Belonidae. Bases 1 to 825 code for a protein of 274 amino acids. The record is from RefSeq and is a predicted model, not a curated record. Gene Ontology annotation, molecular function: DNA-binding transcription factor activity, RNA polymerase II-specific; RNA polymerase II cis-regulatory region sequence-specific DNA binding. The transcript has 2 exons. Gene Ontology annotation, biological process: regulation of transcription by RNA polymerase II.
AUGCUAACGUCGCUAGCAGCGGCUUCUUCCUUUUGUCUGAAGGUCCGAAAGAGGAUUCAUACUGAAGAGAAGCCGUACACCUGUGAUCAGUGUGGGGCAGCUUUUACCCGACAAGGUAGUCUAAGGAGUCAUCAGCGUAUUCACACUGGAGAAAAGCCGUACAAAUGUGAUCAGUGUGGGGCAGCUUUUACCCACCAGGGUAAUCUAAGGCUUCAUCAGCGUAUUCACACUGGAGAAAAGCCGUACAAAUGUGAUCAGUGUGGGGCAGCUUUUACCCAACAAGGUCAUCUAAGGAGUCAUCAGCGUAUUCACACUGGAUUUAAGGCUUACAGAUGUGAUCAGUGUGGGGCAGCUUUUACCCGACAAGAUUAUCUAAGGAGUCAUCAGCGUAUUCACACUGGGGAAAAGCCUUACAGAUGUGAUCAGUGUGGGGCAGCUUUUACCCGACAAGGUCACCUAAGGAGUCAUCAGCGUAUUCACACUGGAUUUAAGGCUUACAGAUGUGAUCAGUGUGGGGCAGCUUUUACCGAACAAGGUCAUCUAAGGCGUCAUCAGCGUAUUCACACUGGGGAUAAGCCUUACAGAUGUGAUCAGUGUGGGGCAGCUUUUACCGAACAAGGUCAUCUAAGGCGUCAUCAGCGUAUUCACACUGGGGAUAAGCCUUACAGAUGUGAUCAGUGUGGGGCAGCUUUUACCGAACAAGGUCAUCUAAGGAGUCAUCAGCGUAUUCACACUGGAUUUAAGCCUUACAGAUGUGAUCAGUGUGGGGCAGCUUUUACCCAACAAGGUAGUCUAAGGCGUCAUCAGGGUAUUCACACUGGAUAAAAAAUUGUCUGUGAUCAGUGUGGGGCAGCUUUUACUUGGAGAGCUCAGUUAAAGGUACCAAUUUAGACAUGUUAUGUUGUUCUAAAAAAAAAAACCUGGAUUUUGUUUUCAGUUUCAACUGAAAAAUUAAAAUUAGAUUUUUCACCAGUUUAUGUUCCAUUGAUCCAUUGUUCCAUCAUUUAAAUAAAAAAAGUUCUUUGUUGGAUUUCAGUUUCCCUCUCACUGCAAACUCACAACAAGAAAUAAGUGUCAGAAUAUUAGAAAAGAGUCACACAGUAGUGCGUUUUUCAUGUGGUUUUUAUCACCAUAUGUACUAUUCGUGCUGGAUUUAAAUUACCUCUGGACCUGCAAUAAUUCUAAAAUGACACCAUGACAUCUAUAUUUCGUUCAGCUGAUUAGAUAACUACUAGAUAAGUGAAGUCUGUGUUGUACUGCCCUCAUUCUGUUGAACAAUUCCCUUUAUUUAACACUUCAUUUUAAUAUUGAGUCAAAAGCAACUGAGCAGACACUUAAGCAUUAGAUUUCAGUGACUACCAUGUCACAUUCUGAAAAGGGACCAAAUUAAGAAAAAAGCGUUAUUGGCAUACAGUAUGUUUUAAGUUGCUAUGCUAACGGUAAAUUUGAUGGUAAAUGUAAUCAGAGCUUCUGAUGAAUCCCUAUACGUU